AUGACUUUGUCUAGUACAAGUCCUGAGAUAAAUUUGGCUUUUUGUGAUCCGGAUGAACCGUGCGACUUUGGAUGCAAUGGAGGAUUGAUGAAUAGUGCUUUUGAAUACAUACUAAAAUCUGGUGGGGUGAUGCGCGAGGAAGAUUAUCCUUAUUCUGGUACUGAUCGCGGUACCUGUAAAUUUGACAAAGCAAAGAUUGCAGCAUCAGUGGCAAACUUCAGUGUGGUCUCGCUUGAUGAAGAGCAGAUUGCUGCAAAUCUUGUGAAAAAUGGUCCUCUUGCAGUGGCUAUCAAUGCAGUAUUCAUGCCCAUACAUAUGCUCAAAAAGGCUGGAUCACGGAGUAUUACUGGUGGGAUAUGGUUCUGGUGCCUACGCACCCAUUAG
Molecule: messenger RNA, 384 nt
Organism: Vigna unguiculata (cowpea)
Lineage: Eukaryota; Viridiplantae; Streptophyta; Magnoliopsida; Fabales; Fabaceae
Source: RefSeq, a predicted model, not a curated record